Molecule: messenger RNA, 675 nt
Organism: Orycteropus afer afer
Lineage: Eukaryota; Metazoa; Chordata; Mammalia; Tubulidentata; Orycteropodidae
Gene: FAM3D
Product: FAM3 metabolism regulating signaling molecule D
Exons: 9
Source: RefSeq, a predicted model, not a curated record
AUGAGGGCAUCAGUUGUACUUCGCUUCCUGGCCCUCAUCUUCACCCUGGUCACCACGUGUAUGUUUAUUCGUUCCUAUACCAACUUCAAAACGAAAACCAUCCGUCUGCCACGAUGGCUGGCUGUACUUCCUCCAAGACAGAUCUGAGUCAUGAAGUUCAAGUGUGGCCUCAGCAAGCCCUGCCCAGACAACUACUUUGCAUUUAAAAUCUGCAGUGGGGCUGCCAAUGUCGUGGGCCCUUCUGUGUGUUUUGAAAAUCACAUGAUCAUGAGCUCUGUGAAAAACAAUGUGGGCAGAGGCCUGAACAUUGCCCUGGUCAAUGGAUCUACAGGAACGUUGUUGAAACACAGCUUCUUCGACAUGUACUCUGGAGACGCUAACCAACUGGUGCAAUUCCUUAAGGAAAUUCCAGAGGACACGCUGGUGCUGGUGGCCUCUUAUGAUGAUCCAGGGUCCAAAAUGAAUGAUGAGAUCAGGAAGCUCUUUUCUGACUUGGGGAGUUCCUAUGCCAAGCAACUUGGAUUCCGAGACAGCUGGGUCUUCAUAGGAGCCAAAAAUCUCAAGAGUAAAAGCCCCUUUGAGCAGUUCUUAAAGAACAACCCAGAAACAAACAAAUAUGAGGGAUGGCCGGAGCUGUUACAGCUGGAGGGCUGUGUGCCCCAGAAGGUAUUUUAG